AUGGAAGCUAACAUUUCGGAUGACAAACUGUUCACAAUUAUGGAAGCUAACAUUUCGGAUGACAAACUGAAUACAACUAUGGAAGCUAACAUUUCGGAUGACAAACUGAAGUGUAUGGAAGCUAACAUUUCGGAUGACAAACUGAAAUGGAGCUACAAGGACACAAACAUUGCUGGAAUGGAAAUUGAAGACAUGGUAAAUAGCAACCCUCUGGUACUUAUUUACAGCAAUAAAGAUUCGGCUACAUAUUUGCACUACAAUGGAACCAGAACAACUCCUGAUUUACUCUUGGCCUCAAGCGACAUCAGCGAGCACACACGCCGCAAAAUAAUUGACGAUCCUGGUUCUGGUCACAAACCAGUCAUUACUAGCAUCACCAUCGCCAGCAAAAGCAUGACAAGGAAAGUGCCAACUAAGCUAUCAUGGAACUUCAAGAAGGCUGACUGAUGUGCAAAGAAAACUAUUCCCCGAGGCAAGACUAAACACUCUCGAGUGUUUUGGUCUAAACACCUUGAGGAAUUGAAAGGAAAGCGAGACGGCCUUCGCAACACUGUUAGACUGGAAGAACGGAAGACGUACAAGCCUGGAGACGGC
This is a messenger RNA of Rodentolepis nana, 594 nucleotides long. Lineage: Eukaryota; Metazoa; Platyhelminthes; Cestoda; Cyclophyllidea; Hymenolepididae. The record is from the annotation of a GenBank genome assembly.